Scatophagus argus is the source of this 2251-nucleotide messenger RNA. RefSeq names its product TBC1 domain family, member 13 (gene tbc1d13). Bases 395 to 1597 code for a protein of 400 amino acids. The record is from RefSeq and is a predicted model, not a curated record. Gene Ontology annotation, biological process: activation of GTPase activity; intracellular protein transport. The transcript has 12 exons. NCBI's taxonomy places the organism in Eukaryota, Metazoa, Chordata, Actinopteri, Scatophagidae. Gene Ontology annotation, molecular function: GTPase activator activity.
AAACAGUCUAGCGUCGGACUGCACGUACAUCAUUCGGCACACAGACGCCAAACACUCAACUGUAGGAACUAGAAGAAAAACACAUUUUUUAGCUGAGAUGGGUUUUUAAUGUGUAACUGUUUCUUUAAAAUAUUCUUGCAAAGAGAGGGACCUGAAAUGAAACCUCCAAUAGUGAAUGCCACUGGGGAACAAAUUAGGAACACCAUGUUUUGGUAAGGGAGCAAUCCGAACAUUAACCCACCCGCUGCCACACAAGUUGGCUCUAGAUCCAAACAGCGCCGUGGUGCGUGCCCUCAGUGUUGUGAAGACGGAAGUGACAGGAGGACUUCCCUCUGGCUAAUAAUUCAUUCCUUUUUGGAAACAGUUAAAGGAAAACACCACCGCCUGCCCAGACAUGUCUACUGCGUACAGAAACAGGAUACAGGAAUUCAAAGUAGCCUUAAGUGAAGAAACCAUUAACUUGAAGACACUGAGGGAUCUGUGCUUCAAUGGAAUCCCAUUUGAAGGAGGAAUACGAGCACUUUGCUGGAAAAUCCUUCUUAAUUAUCUACCUCUCGAUCAGACAUUAUGGGAGUCUUUCCUCCAAAAGCAGAGGGAGGUGUACUCCCAGUUCCUAAAAGAAAUGAUCAUCCAGCCUGGUAUCGCCAAAGCCAAUUUGGGUCUGUCCAGAGAAGAUGUGACGAUGGAGGACCAUCCUCUAAAUCCAAACCCAGACAGCAGGUGGAAUACCUAUUUCAAAGAUAAUGAAAUUCUCCUCCAAAUUGACAAGGAUGUAAGGCGGCUGUACCCAGACAUGGCCUUUUUCCAACGUCCUACAGAAUAUCCUUGCCAGCUUAUCUUGGAUCCUCAGAAUGAUUAUGAGACGCUGCGUCGGCGAGUCGAGCAAACUACGCUGAAAGCACAAACAGUAAACCGCAACCGCAGUGGAGUCACCAAUGUCAGCUCACCUGGAAAGGCACUGAACCUUUAUCCAUCCAAUGAGUACGAGGUGCUGCCCAGUGGGAGCGAAGCGCACUGGGAGGUGGUAGAGCGGAUUCUCUUCAUCUAUGCCAAACUCAACCCUGGGAUUGCCUACGUACAGGGCAUGAAUGAGAUCGUUGGACCAAUUUACUACACCUUUGCCACAGACCCCAACAGCCAGUGGAAAGAGCACGCUGAAGCAGAUACAUUUUUCUGUUUUACCAACCUGAUGUCGGAGAACAGAGACAACUUCAUCAAGAGCCUGGACGACUCUCAGUGCGGCAUCACCUACAAGAUGGAGAGCGUGUACUCCAUGCUCAAAGACAAAGACAUGGAGCUCUAUCUGAAGUUGGAAGAGCAGAACAUCAAACCACAGUAUUUCACUUUUCGCUGGCUGACCUUGUUGUUAUCUCAGGAGUUUCUCCUGCCGGAUGUCAUCCGUAUCUGGGACACCCUGUUUUCUGACCAGGACCGGUUCCACUUCCUCAUCCUGGUCUGCUGUGCCAUGCUCAUACUCAUCCGAGAUAACUUACUGGCAGGUGACUUCACAGUGAAUAUGAGAUUACUGCAGGAUUAUCCCAUCACAGAUGUCCACACCAUCCUGACCAAGGCCAAAGAGCUACAGGAUAACUCCUAACCUGUUCACUGUUUUACUCCUGCCUUCUCUGCUCAGAUGUGGUAGGUGGGAGUUUAAGCAUUAAAAAGACCUUGUCAUGUUAAACAUGUAUCGUGGGAGCCCGGACAGAUGUGUUGGUAAAACCAAGCAUACCGCUUUUUAAAUCUGUGUUUGAUGUUUGGUAAGUGGGGACUGCCGUAAAAACCCUUGAGGACAUGCUGAAACUGUUCCUCCCUGGAACUGAGGAGGAGAUGCCGUCUGUUUCUUGACACGUUAUGGGAGAAAGGCUCCUCUCACAGCCAUCUCUCCUAUGGAGACUUGUUGUGCUCAGAUGAUGAUGUUUGCACUGAACAUCUGAGGGAAGGGGAGCCGCAUUAAUCCAACACUACCGAUCUGAGUUUGUCAAGAAAAGAUACAGCAAUGUUUUGCAAUACAGCCAAGAAUUUAACAAAAAUCUCUCUGCGACCACAUAUGUAUUCAAAAAUGUUUAAUUUGGUUCUAUAAUAGCGCAUGUUUAUUCUUGAAAACUUUUUUUUUUGUUUUGUUUUUAAUUUUUAGAAGUUGAAAGUUUUUAAUGUAAGAAACAUGUAUGCCUUAUCUGUUUAAUAAUGUGAAACAGGUGACAGUAUUUCUGGGUAUAUUUUCUAUCUGGGUAAAAUAAAUAUGAAGUGAUGA